Molecule: messenger RNA, 2139 nt
Organism: Closterium sp. Naga37s-1
Lineage: Eukaryota; Viridiplantae; Streptophyta; Zygnematophyceae; Desmidiales; Closteriaceae
Source: the annotation of a GenBank genome assembly
AUGCACAACCCAGCCUCGUCCCUUCCCAGAAUGUGUAUUGCUCCAGCUCCUCACAUCUAUCUCCUCUUGGCUUCCUUUUCUGGCCAGCCAUAUCCCCGCCUCACCAGAGCGUCUCACGAGUUUACUCGUGUCCCUGGUUGGGCUGUAGCGUCGGCGGCAGCACCGGCGUCAGAAGCGGCGAUGGCGUGUGCUGCAGCCAUGCAGCCUUCCACUGAGGCGCUCUCUUAUCGGAUCGGAGGCAUGCUGGGUAUCCUCGUUAGUAGCAUCAUCGGAUUCGCCCUGCCAUUCCUGCUGCGCGGGCGCCACAAGACGCUGCUCUUCUUCUUCCGCGCCAUGGCUGCCGGCAUCGUGCUCGCCGUGGCCAUCGUGCACAUCUUCCCAGGCGCACAGGAGGCGCUGUCAAACCCAUGCCUGGACAUCUCCUCCUCCCCCUUCCCCUGGGCGCCGGUCUUCAUCCUCUUCUCAGCACUCUUCUCCUUCCUCGUCGAGUGCUACUUAAAGAAGCUCCUCCUCCUCUCCUGGCGCCGCAAACACCCCUCUGCUGCUGCUACAUCUGCCGCUGAUUCUGUUGGUUCUGCUGGUGGGAGCAGCAACAGGAGUGGCGGCAAGAAGCGGAGGCUGGGUGCGGGUGGUGUGGGGCGAGUGGCACGAGUUGUUGCUGCGCUGCUGGCUGGCGGGAGGAGGAAGAAGGGAGCGGGAAUUAGCAAAGGCGGCAAUGGCGGUGGCAGCGGCAGUGGCCGGGGAAGCAGCAAGAGGGAUGGGAGGUUGAGGGAAGAUGGGAAGCAGCAGAGGGCAUGGCAAACGGAUGGGGGCAGCCCCCCUGAUGUGGCAUGCCAUGCAUCCCCCCCGUGCUGUGAUGCCCCAUGCAGUGCUGCUGCUGCUGCUUGUCAUGACACGGCAUGCCAUGAUGCCACAUGCCAUGACAUCCCAUGCCACGAAGUUGUGUGCCAUGAUGCCACAUGUCACGAUGCCAUGUGUCCGGACGUGACUUGCCCUGAAGCAAUCUGCCACGACUGCCCGGAAUCCACCUGUCACAGCACCGCAUGCCACGAGAUCACAUGCCAUGACGCCACCUGUCAUGAAACCACCUGCCAAGGUAGCACCUGCCCAGACACAACCUGUCCAGAUAACACCUGCCACGGAGUCACCUGUCUGGAGACCACCUGCCCCUCUGCUGCCUGUGGUCAAUCCCAGUGUGCUGGCUCUAAGUGUGUUGACUCCACUUGCACAGACGCUAAGUGCAUUGACGCCAAGUGCUUAGCUAAGUGCUGUGAGACCAAGUGCCCCGCCUGCCCCGACUGCGCGCUGGACGUGAGACCAGGGGAGGAGGAAAAGGAAGCAAUGAAAACCGGGAAAGCAGAGUGGGAGGAGCAAGAGGGGCGGGAGGAGAGCGAGGAGAGCCAGAUGCGGGAAGCGGUGGCGCUGUCGUCGCUGCGAGCGGUGGCGUACACGCUAGAGAUGGGUAUCAUCUUCCACUCCAUCUUCAUUGGGAUUGCGCUCGGGGCGAACCAUGACAGCGCAGAGAUCAAAGGGCUCGCGAUUGCCCUCGUCUUCCACCAGGGCUUCGAAGGCAUAAGUCUAGGUACUGCCGUUGCCCCGUGCCGCUUCUCGCUACUCAAGACCCUCUGCAUGGGGCUGCUGUUUGCAUUCACCACGCCUCUGGGCGUGGCUAUAGGGUUGGCUGUCCACUCGUCCUAUAACUCCAACAGCCAGGCUGCUCUGGCGACUGAGGGCGCGUUUAAUGCCAAUCGGGAUCAGGAGGACGACCCGGAGGAGGAAGGGGAGGAGGGGAGCAGUGAGGAGGAGUCGGAAGAGGAGGGGGAGGAGGAGAAGCACAAGGGCGUGGCAGGGCUGAUCGCUGUGGAGAACCCCAAUGCGCCCAGAAAGUCCGCGGUCAAGAUUUCCCAGGCAGAUACCAACGCCACCACGCAACUCUCUCGCCGUGAAAGGGAGGAGAUAGAGAAAGAGAGGGGAAAGGAGCGAUACAUGAAGCUGCAGGAGCAGGGCAAGACAGAGCAGUCUAAGAAAGACCUUGAGCGCUUGGCUCUUAUUCGCCAGCAGCGGGAAGAGGCGGCUAAGAAGAAAGAGGAGGAGCGAUUGGCAAAGGAGGCAAAAAAACUAGAAGCUCGCAAAAGAUGA